CCGGAACAGACCGGCCGCAUGUCGUAAUGGCUCACAUUUUGCAGACAGUAUUAUUUCUCUCCUUUCUGUUCAUCGCAACCUCAGAUGACUACACCCUACACGCCCGGCUUAAAACAGUGACACUAACCCACGAAACUGGCCCUGGGCGCUGGGACGGAAGUAGAGAAACAGACUUUUACUUCACCCUGGUGGGCACUAAAGCUGAAUCAGAAGAACAGCUCUGUCAUGCUAACCGAGACCGGGGCUCUGCUGGCACCUGCACGUUUGAGUUCGACGCUAAACUGGGGAAGUUGCUGAGAGUAAAGAUAAGAAAUGCGGGAGAUAACCUCUGGGCGGUGGUUAGCAUUGAUGUUGAUAUUAACGGGAGGAAAAGGGGAACUUGGGAUGGGUUCAGGAAAGUGAUGAAGUUUAAGACAGUUUCCAUACUUGUGGAGUCGAUUGAGAACGAAGAGUUUGGUGAGCUUGUGUUUGGACCAGCGCAAGAUUCCCCAGUUUCGUGUGUGGCGGGAAAUUACGCGUUGAACGGGGAGUGCGUGGAGUGCGGAGAAAACACCUACAGUUGGGAGGGGUCUUACGCUUGUACUGAGUGUCCGGAGGGAAUGUUCUCCGCUGCUGGCUCUACUGAUGAGAGUGAUUGUGAAUAUGAACUAUGCUCAGCCGGCUAUUACUGGACCUUGGCUGGAUGCCAGCGAUGUUGGAAGAACACUUACAGUGAGGAUGGAGCCUUCCUUUGUACUGAUUGUCCUGAUGGAUCGUUUUCAAAGCCUGGCUCUACUUCUCUAGCUAACUGUAGAUAUGAAGUUAUAACUACAUGUGACUGCUGGACCCCGGAAUGCGGCUACUGUGCCAACCCAAACUGUACCAUCAAACAAGACCUUCAAAACUCUGAUCACGGCAUCGAGAUUUUAGUCCACUCCAUCGUUAAAUGGAGGAGAUACAGCUCAAUUGUGUUGUACGACGAACAUGGACGAGGGAUUGGGAAGUUCCAGUGGAACAUUGGCAGAUUGUUUCUGACUGGCUGUGUUCAGUGUCGUACCCCUCCAGCCUUGAGGAAGGCAAUCGUUAGAAAGGGGGAGACAUCAUGGGGGCUGUUCAUGAAGGAUGGUGUAAUUGAGGUUAGCAUUAAUGGAGUGACUCUUUACAAGCAGGAACUUGUUGGUGAGUGUAAGGAAGUUUACGGGAAGGUGAAGAGGUUUGCUUUCUAUGAUAUGGGGUGUUCUAACAAGUUUUCUUAUGUUCCUGGUGAGAUGGAGUUGGGGGACAAACUGACCAGCACAUGUUCCGGGAGGUGUAACCAACAAGGGUGAUACUUCCACUUUUUAUGUAGGACUUCUUUAUAAUGAACUUUACCAUUAAAAUGUUACCAUUAAAAAUGUGUUUUUUUAUGAUUUAUUCUUUGGGAAUAAUCGUUAAUUUUAAAACUGUAUCAUAUUUCAGUUUCAGGAUUUG
Messenger RNA from Bolinopsis microptera, 1449 nucleotides. RefSeq lists its product as uncharacterized. The record is from RefSeq and is a predicted model, not a curated record. Bases 27 to 1307 code for a protein of 426 amino acids. The transcript has 6 exons. Lineage: Eukaryota; Metazoa; Ctenophora; Tentaculata; Lobata; Bolinopsidae.